AUGCUUUCAAGUCGUUUGUCAGUGGCAGCUCGAUCUGCUGGCCGCUCUGUGGCCUUCUGCCAGACCCGAAGGGGUCUUGCUACCGCUGCAGCCGUCACAUCCAUUAGCCGAAGCCACAAGGUUGUCGUGAUUGGAGGAGGUUCUGCUGGUCUCGCUAUCAGCCAUCAACUUCUCCGAAGUGGCCGCUUCGGCAGCGAGGAGAUCGCUAUUGUUGAUCCCGCUCAACAUCACCACUACCAGCCCGGAUGGACACUUGUUGGAGCUGGUCUCAAGACAAAGGAGGAGCUGAGGAUGAACAUGCCUGAGCUUAUCGACCCCAAGCUCAAGUUCUACAACGUCAGCGUUAACGGCCUUACCCCCGAGGACAACACCAUCACCCUCGGAACUGGCGACAAAGUUAACUACGAGCACCUUGUUGUUGCCCCUGGUAUCAAGAUCAACUACGACAGCAUCAAGGGUCUCCCCGAAGCUCUUGCUGAGCGUAACGGCCCUGUUUCAUCCAUCUACGGCUACGACUUCUGUGACAAGGUCUUCCCCAACAUCCAGCGACUCCAGAAGGGUAACGCCAUCUUCACUCAACCCGCCGGAGUUAUCAAGUGUGCUGGUGCUCCCCAAAAGACAAUGUGGCUCGCUCUCGACCACUGGAAGCAGACUGGUCUCUACGACCCCACCAACCCUUCUGCCUCUCCCGUCAAGAUCAGCUUCGCCACGGGUCUUCCUGUCAUGUUCGGUGUUCCCAAGUACAGCGCCGCGCUUGAGCAGAUGCGCCAAGAGCGAGGUGUCGAGGGUCUUUUCCAGCACGAUCUUGUUGCUAUCGAUGGCAACAAGGCUAUCUUCGCCCGACCUGAUGGACAGGAGAAGGUAACCAAGGACUUUGACUUCCUGCAUGUUGUUCCCAAGAUGGGACCUCAUGAGUUUGUCAAGAACAGUGCUCUUGCCAACGAGGCUGGCUAUGUCGCCGUCAACGACAACACCCUUCGCCACAACAAGUUCGCCAACGUCUGGUCUGCCGGUGACGCCUCCAGUCUCCCCACUUCCAAGACCGCCGCCGCCGUCACUUCCGAGGCCCCCGUUCUCGUUAGCAACCUGCUCCGAGCUAUCGACGGCCAGGAGCCCGAGCCUGCCUACGACGGGUACACCUCAUGCCCUCUCCUUACUGAGUAUGGCAAGGUCAUGCUCGCUGAGUUCAAGUACGGUGGUGUCCCCAAGGAGACCUUCGGAGAGAUCCUUGGUAUUGACCAGGCUGUUCCUCGCCGUUCUUUCUACCACCUCAAGAAGGAUUUCUUCCCCUGGGUGUACAAGAACUACAUGGUUAAGGGAACAUGGGGCGGACCCAAGGGUUGGAUCAAAUAG
This is a messenger RNA of Fusarium sp. VM40, 1353 nucleotides long. The record is from the annotation of a GenBank genome assembly. NCBI's taxonomy places the organism in Eukaryota, Fungi, Ascomycota, Sordariomycetes, Hypocreales, Nectriaceae.